This is a messenger RNA of Carlito syrichta (Philippine tarsier), 954 nucleotides long. RefSeq names its product contactin-associated protein-like 2. The annotation marks the transcript as partial. The record is from RefSeq and is a predicted model, not a curated record. Lineage: Eukaryota; Metazoa; Chordata; Mammalia; Primates; Tarsiidae. The transcript is spliced from 5 exons.
GCAUUUCCUGGAAACAUCAACUCCGAUAGUGUGGUCCGGCAUGACUUGCAGCAUCCGAUUAUUGCCCGCUAUGUGCGCAUAGUGCCUCUGGAUUGGAACGGAGAAGGCCGCAUUGGGCUCAGAAUCGAAGUCUAUGGCUGUUCUUACUGGGCUGAUGUUAUCAACUUUGAUGGUCAUGUUGUGCUACCAUAUAGAUUCAGAAACAAGAAGAUGAAAACACUGAAAGAUGUCAUUGCCUUGAAAUUUAAAACCUCUGAAAGUGAAGGAGUAAUUUUGCAUGGUGAAGGCCAGCAAGGGGAUUACAUCACUUUGGAACUGAAAAAAGCCAAGCUGGUUCUCAGUUUAAACCUAGGAAGCAACCAGCUUGGCCCCAUAUAUGGCCACACAUCAGUGAUGACAGGAAGUUUGCUGGAUGAUCACCACUGGCACUCUGUGGUCAUUGAGCGCCAGGGACGGAGUAUUAACCUCACCCUGGACAGGAGCAUGCAGCACUUCCGUACCAAUGGAGAGUUUGACUACCUGGACUUGGACUAUGAGAUAACCUUUGGAGGCAUACCUUUCUCUGGCAAGCCAAGUUCCAGUAGUAGGAAGAAUUUCAAAGGCUGUAUGGAAAGCAUUAACUACAAUGGCAUCAACAUUACUGAUCUUGCCAGAAGGAAGAAAUUAGAGCCUUCAAAUGUGGGAAAUUUGAGUUUCUCUUGUGUGGAGCCCUAUACGGUACCUGUCUUUUUCAAUGCUACAAGUUACCUGGAGGUGCCUGGACGGCUCAACCAGGACCUGUUCUCAGUCAGCUUCCAGUUCAGGACUUGGAACCCCAAUGGUCUCCUGGUCUUCAGUCACUUUGCGGAUAAUUUGGGCAACGUGGAGAUUGACCUCACUGAAAGCAAAGUGGGUGUUCACAUCAACAUCACACAGACCAAGAUGAGUCAGAUAGAUAUUUCCUCAGGUCAGUGA